GUCGAAUCCUUGAGAGCUUGUCUUUCAGGUUUUCCUGCACGCCCACACGCCAGCACUUGGACAUAAACACCCACAGGGCGUGGAAAAUGCCUGACACGUUUAUAGAACAGUUUUUUCCUUUUAGAGUCAGUCCGCUGCUCUGGCUGCAAAAGGUGUGUGCUCAGUCCACCUGCUCCACUGAGAGCUGUCAUCUUUGUGGCAGCCAACAUCAUUACGCUUUAAAACACACUCAGUAGACCCAGCAUGGCGGAGGAAUGUGUCCCCGAGGAUUUAGACCUGAAAGGGAUGGGUGAGGAGGAGCUGUGGGAGCUGAUUAAUGACAACCGCCAUCGGAUCUCGCUAGGAGUGCGGCCGUGCAUCUUGAUCCCGUACCUGAGGCAGGCCAGGGUUCUCAGUGAGAUGGACGAGGACGAGAUCCUUUCCUGCCACAACCUCACAAACCGCUGCAUGAGAACGAGCCACAUGCUGGAUCUGCUGAGAACCCAGGGAAAGAAUGGUGGUAUGGCCUUGCUGGAGAGCUUAAUGAUUCACUACCCAGCACUCUACACCCAGGUGACUGGACGCAAACCCAGCACUGAGCCCUCAAGAUUCAGUGGCCUGAUAAAAUACUCAGAGCUGACUGAGUAUCUGGUCAGAGCCGUCACAGGGAUGCAGAAAGAGCUGCAGGAGGCCCGUAACGAGGCCAGCAAAUUGAGAGCACACUGCGCCUCUCUGGAGGCAGACAUCAGUCAGAUGAUGGAGCAGGAGAUGAAGUCCAGAACCCUGCGCACCGACAACGAACGGAUCCAGAGACACUUGUGCUCUUUGCAACGUGAAGUCACCAAGCUGAAGGAUGAGAAGUGUGACUUGUAUAUUCGCUACACAGCAGCAAUCGAGGAGAAAUCAGCUGUGAACGGGCGGCUCCACGAGCUAAACCUUCAGGUGUAUCAGCUGCAGACUGAGCUACAAAAUGCCCAAGCAGAGAAUGAAUUCCAGAGGCAGCGGUCACUCAAGUCUGUUUGUCCUGAGUCACCACAGCUGCAAGAUGAAGUCAGGAGCCUGCGCUGCCAGCUGGCGAAGGCAGAAAAACUAGACCCCGCUCGUCAGGACAUCCUGGCUCAAGACCUGGCAGAGGCCAUAGACAGUCAGGUGGAGCUAGCAGAGCAGCUCCGAUCAUACAGGGAGGAGAACGAACAGUUGCUCAGAGACAAAAAAAAGCUCUUGGAUCAGAACGAGUCUCUGAGCCUCCAGGUGCAACAGCUGACUCUGGACUGCAAAAUGCACCAGCAGAAGAGCGCUGUGAUCCAGAACCAGAUGAAAGCUCUCCAGGCCGAGAGAGACCAGGCUUAUCAGUCCAGGGAUGAGGCCCAGGCCAUGAUCGCACAUGUCCUGGCUGAGAAGGACACCCUGCGGUGCCAGCUGGUGGAGCUACAGGAGAAGGUGUUCAGCUUACAGACCAAGUGCAGCUCUACAGAACUGCACCAGAGCUCCGAAGAGACGGAGGGCGGCUGGGAUAGUCUGAGUUCCAGCAGUGAUGAAUGCCCCGUAUCAUCUCGACGCAGACUCUGCCGCAUGGAUGCAAUUAAUCCUUCAAUGGUUUCCUGCAGUUCAGAGUGUGAAGAUGGUGCUACGUGUAGCAUGCGGUCCCGAAACGCUGAGCCUCCCAGUCCAGACUCUCUCCGCCGAAGGAAGGAAAUUCUGUAUGCAGAGAGCAGCUCAGAGGCAGCAGAGACUGACAGUCUAUUGGACGACUUUGUGUUGCUCCCCAGCGUGGUGAACAAGAGCAUGCAGACAUUCGGGCUUUCCUCUCGUAGGAGGUCCAGCUCUCACAGCCUGUCAAGAUCCUCAGUCCCUCCCUUCCUGAUGCGUUCUCGUCCAAAAGCGAUCCGUGUCAGUGGCAGAGUUCUCAGCAUCUCCUUCCAGGGUGAGGCGCUCCUCAGCCAGCUGGCAGUAGUGGGGGGCAAUAAGACGGGAGUGUUUGUGCAUCAGGUGACUGAAGGCAGCGCAGCUCACACUGUUGGCAUCAGCCCCGGGGCUCAGAUAGUGGAGGUAGGUGCAAAUGUGUGCGUAAAAGCAGUUUUUCUCCUUAUCACCUGUUGUGAAAACGCUGUUGGUCUGCAGGUGAAGUACGAGAAGAAUCAGAAGGCUCUGAGGAUGGUGCUGGAAGAUUCCACUUUAGAGGAAGCCAUGUGGGCUCUUGGCCAGGUUGCAGGCAUCUGUCAUCUCUCCCUCCGCCCCAGGCAAGAUGACUACGAGGCGCUGCUGCAACAGCUGCAGAGCAGUGAGACAUCAUCAGGAGACUCCUUCUACGUACGUGUCAACAUGUCCCUCCCUGCCGGCCCCGGAGGAACCCUGGCUGUGUCCUGUAACGACAUCCUGCAUGUGACGAACACGCGGCCCGCCGGCACCGAGGACUCGUGGCACGCCAGUCACGUUCACCCGUGUCAGCAGCUGGACCUCCAGAGCGGAACUGUUCCCAAUUAUUACAGGGCACAGCGGCUUCUGAUUCGAGCUAUUGAGGAUAUGAGCUUUGAAGCAAAGAAGUCUGAAAAGGGUGAGCGUGUGAUGACCCAGAAUACACAGAAGACUGUGAGGAUUGUCAGCACUGGGCGCCAGGGCAGGAACCCACUGUGGGUCAGCGUGGAGGAGGAGAAGAGCGCGAGUGCAGAAUCAAAUGCAACAUCUGCACCCAAAAGUUGUGUAACUCUCAUGCCCUACACCCUGGUGACGCCACGCUAUCCGCCUGUCUGCAGGCCUGUCCUGCUGCUGCCCUCGGUGCUGGGACGCAUCCUGGACAAGAAGCUGGCCAGCUGGCAGGGCUUUCAGCUCUGUGAGCCUGAGGUGCUGAGCUCCAGUGAGCAUGCAGCCCAGCUCCAGAGGUCUGAGAUCCUGGAGGAGGUUGAGCAGGGUGGGAGCCGCUGCUACACCCUGCAGAGUGUCGAGAAGGUCAUGAAGAAGGGCAUCCACUGCGUGCUGCCUUUAGGCCUCGACUGCGUGCGCCGGCUGCAGCGCUCUGAGAUCUUCCCCAUUAUCAUCUUCAUUGGCCAGUCUGCACGUAGCGCACGUAAACUGAGGUCAAAGCUGCACCGUCACAGUCAGACAGAGGAGCAGCUGCUGGCGUGUUCGAGGAGCGAGGAGCCGCUGCUGGACAAGCUGCCGUGUCUGUAUCACAGCGUGGAUCCAGAAUCCUGGUGUGACCAGACCUCCCUGCUGACCAGCCUGCGCACCAUCAUCUGGGAGGAGCAAAAGAAGAUUGUGUGGGUGGAGCCUGACCUGUGGUAGGGCAAGAAAAGGCAACAGAAGAAAAACUCAGAGCAUUUAUGUAAAUAAUGGAAAUUUCUUUAAGGGCUUUUUGUUUACUGGAUCAUGAAAAAACACAUUAAUAUUAAAUGGAUAAAUAAGCUUUACAAGAAAACUUUUUGUAAACACGAGUAUGUAUCUGUGAUACUUUAUGAGUAACUGGAGGACCGUUUAGUGUGCAUGUAGCUGCAUUACUUACUGAGAAACGUGUUUUACGCUGCCUCCUUUUUUUGACUUAUUUGUUUAAAACAAACAUGUGUAGUGUCCUCUAAAGACACAGGUUUUGUCAUGAAACACACGCUUGCAUUUACUGCAUCUGUACAAAAUGUAGAUAAUUUUUCAUUUUCUAUGUUUUCUUGCUUACAUGCUGUGUUUUGUAAGUCACACCCUUGAUUUAGAAUAAAAUAAUA
Messenger RNA from Maylandia zebra (zebra mbuna), 3689 nucleotides. It is a transcript of the gene card14, whose product is annotated as caspase recruitment domain family, member 14. Lineage: Eukaryota; Metazoa; Chordata; Actinopteri; Cichliformes; Cichlidae. The record is from RefSeq and is a predicted model, not a curated record. Gene Ontology annotation, cellular component: cytoplasm. Gene Ontology annotation, molecular function: CARD domain binding. Gene Ontology annotation, biological process: regulation of apoptotic process.